Messenger RNA from Choloepus didactylus (southern two-toed sloth), 1143 nucleotides. It is a transcript of the gene MFAP5, whose product is annotated as microfibril associated protein 5. The coding region runs from base 389 to 901 and encodes 170 amino acids. Gene Ontology annotation, biological process: embryonic eye morphogenesis. NCBI's taxonomy places the organism in Eukaryota, Metazoa, Chordata, Mammalia, Pilosa, Megalonychidae. The transcript has 12 exons. Gene Ontology annotation, cellular component: microfibril. The record is from RefSeq and is a predicted model, not a curated record.
CAGGCUAGAAUCACAUCUGUUUUCCAGCCUCUGCCGUCUCACAGAGGAGUACCUGGGAGAAGAACGAAUUCUGGCCAGGCAGAUCAGGAAGAGCUAUGAUUUAUACUCAGAUUUGUUUUGAGGACUGACCAGAAUCCAUGAUUUCAGAAACCAAGAUUCUCAGCGUAUGCCUAAACGAACAUCAAAGUCAGAAUAAAGUUGGCAUCCCCUCCAUGGAACUGGCACACAUUUGAAAAGGAUUCUGAAGAUUAGGCCAAAUGUGAAGUCCUUUCCUGGGAGUGGCCCUAUUCAUUUUAUUCUCUAGCCAAAGUAGGAAGAGUGUGAGAAGGAGAGAGAGAGACAUUCAGCAGCCAAGGAGUCACUAAAAGAGCAGAGCACCACAGACAAUAUGCUCCUCUUGGGACCCAAGAUGCUGCUGUUUCUCACUGCACUCAUCAUCCCCUCUGACUGGAUAACCCUCGGGGUCAGUGCUCAGCGAGGAGACGAUGUAACUCAAGUGACUCAAGAAACAUUCACAGAAGAUCCUAAUCUGGUAAAUGAUCCCUCUACAGAUGAAACAGUUCUGGCUGAUAUCGAGCCUUCCACAGAUGACCUGGCUUCACCCAAUGAUAAAAACACCACCGCAGAGUGCCGGGAUGAGAAAUUUCCUUGCACAAGACUCUACUCUGUGCAUCGGCCAGUCAAGCGAUGCGUUCAUCAGUUAUGCUUCACCAGUUUGCAACGAACGUACAUCAUCAACAAGGAGAUCUGUUCUCGCCUUGUCUGUAAGGAACAUGAGGUUAUGAAAGAUGAGCUUUGCCGGCAGAUGGCUGGUCUGCCCCCACGGCGACUCCGACGCUCCAACUACUUCCGACUUCCUCCCUGUGAAAAUGUGGAUUUGCAGAGACCCAGUGGUCUGUGAUCCCCAAGCAAGAGCAAAGGAUGCAUGUAUGGGUGGGAGAAAGGGAACGUUCUAGGAGGAGGGAGUUCUUUCUUGCCCAGGUGACACUGUCACCUAACCCGUAGACAUUAGUAUUUCUUAACCCAAUCCUUUUUCAAUGUUCAGCUUUUGCCCCCACUCCUUGAUUUUUGACUGAGACUGAUAACAUUUAUCUCACUUUUUUUUCUGUACUUAAAAUACAAAAAUCUGUAUUAUUGAAUGUU